AUGGAUGAGGUGCAUUUGAACACAACGAUAUGUCCUCGUCACCGGGACCUUUGGGGAAUAAGAUGGCGUAACAACAAGAAGAACUGUUCUUGUCCAGACAAGUGGAAACAGCAUGAAAAGAACCAGAAAGGAGAUCGAGGGAUAAGCAUGGCUCAGUCGAGAAACCUGUAUAUCCAGACGCAAAUUAUAUUGCCCGUGGGUUCUCGUAAGUACUACUGCUAUGAUCCACGCGACGUUUAGGCUGUAAUAACCUGUCCAACAAUUUUAAAGAAGAAUCACUUUUUCAUCGUGUUCUAAUAAAUGUUUUAAGACUGCUGAUUUGUGCCGUUAGUGCAAUUGAAUGAUUUCUUUUAUUUCUUUUCUGACAAAAUUCUUUCUUGUUUUUUUUUAAUUAAUUGUCGAGGAGAAAUUUGGAGUAGGCAAUUCUAGACUAUUAUCUAUACUGGUUACGGCUAAAUAAUGACAGAGACUUAAUCUGCUUAUUCCAAUGUUAGCUAUAUGCAAACAAUGUCGAACAAGACUAAGCAUUCAAAGGGAAGACGAUGAGGUAACAUUAACAGCGCCUAAAUCCCAAGAUGAAACACGUGGAGACAAGGAUUGCGAAGAGACAGAAUCCACUUCCUCAAGUCCAGGAGAGCCGCCACUUGACGUUGUAAGUUAAAUUAUACCAGGGUCAAGUUGUGCGGUUAAAAGAACGAUAUAUCUAGGCUAACAGUCGGUAUAUUAUAGUUGCUUUUCAAAUCUCGGGUGUGGAACUGAAGGGACCGGGAAGCUCAGAAAAAAAGCAAACACAAAACAAAACCAAGAAAAAAGCAAAAAAACAUUUGUAGCCUCAAACUAGCGGCACGAAAAAACAACUUUUAAAUUUAACAAUUUUUUUCAUCAAAGUGCGGACUUCUCUCCGGAAGAACGUGUUAGAGGACUCACUAGAAACUUACGAGAUUUCAGAUAAGGAGGAGUCGAGUAAUAUGUAUGACGUUACAAUUGGCCAAAUUUAUAAACGAUCGGAAGACUGGGUACGAAUGUGAUUCAACACUUGUCAACUGAUGGAGCAUUUAAACAUGAGUGCAUUGAUUAAAUUUCAUUGUUUUUGGAAUAGAAGGCUUCUAAAAAUAUGUAAUUACAGAGACCUUUAACUAGAUUAGGAACUUUCAAUUUCCCUUUUGGCAUUGGCUAAGCAAUAAGGUGUCUUUUCAUUAGCAGGCCGACCAACUGUCUCAAUCAAUGGGCCAACUCUUUAUUGAGCAGGAAACAAGUCUUUAUCUUCCAGAAGAUACAGGCAACAGUAGUGAGUCUUCCGGUGCCGAGGACCAACGUACAGUAGGAGCACAGAGAACAAAGUUAAAUGAAUUUUUAAGUGCCUGCAACGUUGGAAAUACUGUUGGCGUGUACAAGAAAAAAUGGCAAGACACAAGUUUGCGCACUAGAAGAAGUCGCGUAUCAAAAGCUAAAGAAUCAAUUGUAGCAGCUCUGAAUGUGAUUGCACCUGGUGAUGCUGGUCCCUUAUGGGAGGCGCUAAAGGAAUCUAAGUCUGUGGAGAAAGCUUUGGGGAUAGCAGAGGAGUCUCAGUCAGAUGGGAAAUAUUUGGAGGCCUUGGCUGAAACGUACAACAACGCAUCAAGCUGGGCGACGCGCCGUCAAAUAUUAUCAGUCAUGGCGGACCUUACUUCCUUAGAGAAAAUCCAGGCCUACAUACCCAGCAUCACUGAAUUCAAAUUUGCCAUAGCCAGGAAGCACAAAAUAGAGUACGGCCGAGGUGUUCCACUACCCCUGAAAAAAAGCCCAAGAAUGCGUGUGGACACCAUUCAACUGGACCAUUUCAUAUCAUUCAUUACAAGCCCCCACAUCAUUCAAAACCUCCCUUUUGGCCAGCGGUACUUACAUCCUUCGACUGGUAAAGUUUUGGAGACAGCCAAUGUGAUACGAAAUAUGAUACCACAGCGUAUUGUUAAGCAAAACAUGCAGUACUGCUAUGAAACAAAUUUCAAGCCAUUUAGUCCAUCGACCAUUCUUCGCAUUUUGUCUUGUUGUAGCGCAACGGUUAGGAAAUCCUUGCAAGGACUCGAUUACAUUGCGGCAGAGGGAGCGAAAGGAUUUGAUGAUUUGCACCGAAUUUUGGACCGUUUAGGAGAGUACGAUCUUAGAAGAGACCUGGUGAGCCAUUAUCAAAAAUCUCUUAAGGAAGCAAAGCAUUAAUUGAAGGCUGAAUAUAAGGUAUAUCAGUUGUAAUCAAAGUAUUUGAUUUGAAAAGGCUUGCCAUAUUGUGAAAGCGCGAGAGCAUGGGCGACAGUCAGCAGUUUUUUGAAGUGGCUGUUCACAAGAUCAAACAAGAGCCUGAUAUUAAUGCACUGGCUUCUGCUUUUACGCUUUCUAAUGACAAUCUUUUUCGAAUCAAUUACUUAUUAUCAAGUUAUAGUGCAUUGUCUCAAAAUAUUUUUGCCAUUUUUCCAGGCUCAUGUUGCUGAAUCUGUAACCAUUGCGGAUCACUGCAGUACGUAUGCUUUGAUUGAUAGUAAGGAGGAUCCAUUUAAAAGCACGUGCAAUCAUUCACAUGACAAACGCUGUAUGCAAUGUGAGACCCUGAAGGACGUUCUAGAAAAAGUCGAAAAUUGUUUUGUGGACUGUGAAGUGAGUCCAGAGGAAUUGGACGAUUUGAAGUAUUCUUGCCGACAAGCGGUAGACAGCAUCAAAGGGUGGAAAGCACAUCAGCUUCGAAGUUGCAGACAGGACGAGGCAAGAACAUCCAUUCUGAAUACCCUUGAUGAAAGGUCUGUUCACGUAACUCAGGACUGGGCCAUGAAAUUCCUCCCACAAAAAUACCGAGGGUCGCAAUCUGAUUGGUUUGGUAAGCGAGGAAUUUCGUGGCACAUAAGUGUGGUUGCGCGCAAGAUCAAGCAAUGUUUUCAACACCAGGCAUUUGUGCAUGUUUUGGAGAACUGCAAGCAGGACAGCUACACUGUUGUGCGAAUAAUUGAACAUACUUUACGGACCCUGAAACAUGAGCAUCCCGAAUUGACAACUGCUUUUCUACGGCAAGACAACGCCGGUUGCUACCAUUCUGCUGAAAUGCUCGCAAGCUGUGCUCAAAUGGAAUCUAAAACUGGUAUCGCAGUACGAAGGGUUGACUUAAGCUAUCCUCAGGGAGGGAAAGGUCCUUGCGACAGAAAGGCGGCUACUGUCAAAGCCCAUGUAAGGAGAUACAUCAACGAAGGUCAUGAUGUGUUGAAUGCUAAUGACUUCUUGAAUGCCAUGCUUUCAAAUGGUGGAAUACCAAAUGUUAGAGCGGUUAUUGCUGAUGCCUAUAGUACCGAAAGGGAUGCUCAACUUUCACGGAAGUGGUCUGGCGUUAACUCUUUAAACAACUUUUUGUAUUCUGAGAAAACUAUCACUGUUUGGAAAGCGUACAAUGUUGGCGAGGGAAAGAAGGUACCAGGUAUGCAAAACAAAUGGGGAAAAGUUUUUCAUUUAUUCAACUUAUUUAACCUUAAAUGUGGAGUACAAGGUUCUAUGCUGCCGUCACGCUCGGCAUGAAAUUUUUUAUAAGAAGAAGAAGAAAAAAAAACAGUGACAAGAAAAAAAACACUGGAAUAAAAAAAACUCUUUUUCUUAUUGAAGUUAUACUCGUGCUCCACACUCUAGUUUACCACCUAUUACUUAUCCUUUGCGCGAAAUACCCCUAAACAACAACAACAACAACAACAACAAUAAUGAAAAAAACACUGUCCAUUUGCGGAGCUGAAUCUUGUGUAAUGGUAUUACAUUUUCAUUUUGGUUUUUUAGUUCCAGAUUACUCACAGCCGCCCGGCUUUGAGUGCCAGUUUUCCUCAGGGGACUUCUCAGAGGUACCUCAGGCGGUCGAUAAGCAAAAACCCAGUUUUCAAGAGACUGGUGAACAACAUCCAGAUGAGAAGGAAGAAGACCGAGACCUGAGCGCUAUGUUUUCUUGUCCGCACGAGGGUUGCGUUAAGAUGUUUCAGCGUCACUAUGCUUUGGAAAAUUACUUGCUGUAUGGGCAAUGUGAGUUUCUACCGGUCAGAGAAAGUCUUAUGGAUAAGGCCAAAGUAUUAUACCAUGAUAAACUACUCUGUGAGGCGAGCAACCUGCCAUCCGUGAAAGCUGAGUCAAGUCAAUGCCCGGUAACAACUGAGGUUCUUCCACAAGGGUGGGCUUUAAGAUCCGCUAGAAAGGCAACACGGUUUAGUGAUUCCCAGCGACAGUACUUAGACGGGAAAUUUAACGUCGGGCAAGCAACAGGAGUGAAACUUGAUCCUGUGGAUGUUGCACGUGACAUGCGUUACGCGCGAAACCAGGAAGGGGAAAAGCUGUUCACUGUAAGUGAAUUUUUGACCGAACAGCAAAUUCAGUCAUAUUUUUCAAGACGAGCCUCUAAACUCCGGCAUUCUCAUUCAGAAGAUCCAGAAUCUGAUCAAGACGAGGAUAUUAUGGCCGCUGAAGAGGAAAUCGCGCACGAAAAUGUUCGCGCAGUUGUGUUAGAGGAGGUGGGAAUAAGGCACCCAAUUGUUUUCGACACUUUCAACCUAUGUGACAUGCACAAGGCAGGUAAACUGCGACACCUAAGUGUUUCCAUGCUGCGUUCCAUUUGCGAACAUUUUGACAUCGAAGUGAUGAACAUCAAAGGACGACGCAAAGCUCCUUACUUGUCUCUACUUGGGGAACUUCUCGUGGCAUGCAGUUGUCAUAACAGUUAG
Molecule: messenger RNA, 4709 nt
Organism: Porites lobata
Lineage: Eukaryota; Metazoa; Cnidaria; Anthozoa; Scleractinia; Poritidae
Source: the annotation of a GenBank genome assembly